AUGGCUUCCCAUACUGAUUGUGACGAGUCCAUCAAAGGUGCCCUGCCUCCAGACUUCAUCUGGGGAUGGGCCACAGCAGCAGCGCAGGUCGAGGGUGCGUGGGACAAAGAUGGCAAAGGCGAGUCAAUCUGGGAUAAGUUUGCCCAUACCCCAGGCAAGGUCAAAGAUGGAAGCACUGGUGAUGACGCCGUGCGGUCCUACGAUCUUUACAAGACCGAUGUCGAGUGGCUACGCAAGUACAGAGCUACAGGAUACCGAUUCUCACUUGCGUGGUCGAGAAUCAUUCCACUGGGUGGAAAGGAUGAUCCCGUUAACGAAGCGGGAAUUGCCUACUACAAUCGCCUCAUCGACGAGCUUAUCGCCAAUGAUAUCACGCCCUUCGUCACCCUUUUCCACUGGGAUAUUCCACAGGCGCUGGAGGACCGCUAUGGCGGCAUGUUGAACAAAGACGCCUAUACCCCCGACUUCGUCCGAUACGCCCAUGUGUGUUUUGAGCGGUUUGGGGAUCGCGUAAAGAACUGGAUCACAUAUAAUGAGCCCGGUGUCUAUUCUCUUGCUGGUUAUGCCGCCGGCGUACAUGCGCCCGCACGAUCGAGCUUCCGCGAUCGUAACGAAGAAGGUGACAGCAGCACGGAACCUUUUACCGUUGGGCACACGGAACUCGUAUCCCACGCCUAUGUGGCCGAUAUGUAUAAGCGCGAAUUUAAACCUACUCAAAAAGGGACCAUCAUGAUCACACUACACGGCAAUUGGUCUGAACCUUGGGAUGCUGAUGAUCCUAAAGACCAAGAGGCCGCGGAAAGAGCUCGGGAGUUCGAAAUUGCCUGGUUUGCCGACCCUUUGUACAAGACGGGCGACUAUCCUGCUUCUAUGCGCGCGCAGCUAGGGGAUCGCUUACCUCGCUUCACCCCCGAGGAGAGCAAGCUUGUUCUUGGGAGCUCCGAAUUUUACGGUAUGAACUCUUACUCAGCGUUUUACGUACGCCACCGCGACGGACCUGCCGAUAUUAAUGACCACCUCGGCAAUAUUGAUAAGCUCGAUGAGAAUAAACAAGGCCAGUGGAGAGGACCCAUGAGUGACACAUACUGGCUGCGAACAACCCCUUGGGGCUGGGCCAAGCUGCUUCGCUGGAUCUGGAACCGCUACGGCGUCCCUAUCUACAUUACCGAGAAUGGUACCACGGCACAAGGCGAGCAUGACUGGAAGCCCAAGGGUCCUGACGAUGUACUUGAGGAUCCCUUUAGAGUUGAUUUCUACAAGAGCUACCUCGCCGAAGUUGCCAAGGCGUCGCAGGAAGGCGUUGUGAUCAAGUCGUACUUUGGCUGGACCUUCACGGACAACUGGGAGUGGGCUGCAGGGUUCUCGGAUCGAUUUGGGGCGACGUGGAUUGACUUUGAAAGUGAGGAGAAGACUAGAUAUGCAAAGAGGUCGGGGUAUUUCUUGGGCGACUUCUUCGAUCAUCUCAUCAGCAAGAAAUAA
Messenger RNA from Fusarium sp. VM40, 1479 nucleotides. NCBI's taxonomy places the organism in Eukaryota, Fungi, Ascomycota, Sordariomycetes, Hypocreales, Nectriaceae. The record is from the annotation of a GenBank genome assembly.